Somion occarium is the source of this 2853-nucleotide messenger RNA. Lineage: Eukaryota; Fungi; Basidiomycota; Agaricomycetes; Polyporales; Cerrenaceae. The record is from the annotation of a GenBank genome assembly.
CUGCCUAGCGUGCGCAUUUACGAUAUGGGCGUCGAGGGCGAGGUCGCUGGCUGGCACAUCGUUGCCCACCUACCUCCAGCCUUACUCAGUUCUUGACGUUAUACUGCUUGAUUCACUCAUUUGUAUCUCUGUCUGAGCGCGGACGAACUAUGCCUGGAUGUUGCGGAGAACCGGUUGACGAGACUACUCCAGAUGCCAACAACAGGGUAGUCACAGAUUUCACUCAGGUGGCAGUGGUGAAUCAGCAGCCAGGUGCUCAACAAGGUUUGCAAUGGCAAGAAAAGGCCUCGUAUCAGCCUCCAAAUGUUCCUACACCACCACCUACGCUGCAAUAUGGUCAGGCAAUAGCAAUGCAGAACAUGCAGCAGAUGCAGCAGGCCCCGUGGUUGCAAACUAACGGAACUAUGCAAGGGCAAUUCAACCCAUAUGCCCUAUCAGGCUCUCCAUCUCCUCCGCCGAUGAUGUCGACCGGUAUGUCUAAUGGGUCAACUACCUUGACCAAUGGGUCAUUUGUUACCGCCGCCGGUCACCCACCUUCUCAACCACCAUCAAGCUUUGGGGGUUCUCCUAUUAACGGCUACAGUCCACCGCAUAGUCCACCACUAACGCAGCCUAGCCCUGCGCAUACAUUUAAUAACGGCAUGAGUGUCAGUAUGUCAGUAUCGGGAAGAAAUUCUUCCCCAGGCAUGGCCUCCAAACCCGACUCGUUCGUGCCGCCAUCCACAGAUGAAGGGAAACUGUCGGUCUCAAUUGAUUUCGGUACUACCUUUUCUGGUGUUGCUUACGGGUCUUCCCGUAUUGCUGGUGGGAAGAUCCAGCAAAUCUUGAACUGGCCUGGAUCUUUUGAAACCUUCAGGAAAAUUCCGACAUGUCUUCUUUAUGACGAUAGAGGUCAAGUUAUUGCAUGGGGCGUAGAAGCGAAGAAUGCCAGUCCUCUUCCUGGAUCCGUCAAGUGUGAAUGGUUCAAGUUGUUCCUGGAGCCACAUGCACUCAGAGACGGAUCAGUAGAUCCUCGCCUUCCGUCACUUCCGCCGGGGAAGCAAGCCAUCGACUUGAUCAUCGAUUUCUUGACUUGUCUUUGGGAUUACGCAAAGCAGCAAAUUACUAGAGAAAUUGGUGCAGUCGCUGAUCUCGACUCCGCCGAUGUUUGGCUUACUGUCCCGGCUGCAUGGGACGCCCGGGGUUGUCAGAUCAUGAGGGAUGCUGCUAUAACUGCAGGUCUUGUGCACUCAUCACGAGCGGGAGAUGUAAAUUGGAGGGAUCGACUCAGGGUUAUCACUGAACCCGAGGCCGCCGCGGUCCACUGUGCCUACCUGACGGAUUUGCACAAGCUGAAACCUAACCAGAAUUUCAUGAUAUGUGACGCAGGUGGUGGUACUGUCGAUUUGGCCGUCUAUAAGAUUAUCGGCAUGAUGGCCAACCUUGAAAUAGCGGAGAUGUGCGCUCGUUCAGGCGCAAACUGCGGGUCGUUAUUUCUUGAUCUUAGAUUCCGUGAACUCGUGAAGACCCUUCUAGAGCGCCACCCCAUCCACUUGGAUCCGGCUUCUUUGGCAUACUUCAUGCACAACUUCAGCGAGACUGAGAAGUUGGCAUAUAUGGGUGAACAGGACGAUGACAAAAUGUUCCACUUCACAUGUUUCAACGUCGAUCCCGUUGACGACCACUCGGUCGGACUCAUCAACGGGGAAUUGGCCAUACCUGGCACGCUCCUCCGUAGGGAGGUUUUCGAUCCUGUGGUCAAUCAAGUGCUUGAGUUGAUCGAGGAGCAAUUGAAGAAGAUCGAUCAGAGAUUGGAUUGUCUAUUACUCGUUGGCGGUUUCUCAGGAAGCGAGUACCUUUUCCGCAAAACUCAGGAGCGCUUCGCGUCAAGAAUCAAAGCCAUAGCUCGUCCUCCCGAUUGCGACACAGCCACGUUGCGGGGCGCAGCUCAGUAUGGACUCGCUCGACGCCCUCUGGUGUCAAGUGUUAUUGCACCUUUAUCCUACAUGAUGAAGGUGAAGCUUCCUGCUGAGCCUCAAGACUUCUUGAAGCGUCCGGCAUACAUUCGAGAGAACGAUGCUGGCGUUUCUAUUUGCGAUAACAGAUUGCAAUACCUUGUAGCGAAAGGCGCCAUUUUACGCAAGGGGCAGCGACUGAAGCACAAAUUCUGGGCACUGACGUCUUUUUCUUUUUGUAUGCAUCAGCAAAUUCUCACAAACAACCCAAGACCGCAUGUUCGUUGCGACACUGUAUACUUCGGAUUCGGACCAGAUCAUGCGGUACACAGACGAGGGUGAGAUCAUGGAACUUUGUAAAUGGACCGUAGACCUCGGUGUUUUGCCGUCUUUCCAGCAAAACGUGAGCAUACCUCAGCCUAACGGAUUCUACACCGAGUUUGAGUUGGGAUUGGAACUCGAUAGUGCGGAAGUUCGAGGCAUCUUGAUAUACCAGGGACAAGAUUGGGGCCGAGUUGUCUUCGACUUCCGGUCGUAAUCCGCGGUUUCUUCCUUCCUCCGGGUAAGAUCCCAAGAUAGCACCCAAGAUGCCAGGAUAUCCAUAACUGCGAGGGUAUUAUUAUCUUUUGGGAACAGAUUUCACUCACAUUCCGUCGGGCUUUGGAUUCCUCGUGAGAUUUAUUGCAUUGGAGACUACUCUCAUACAGCGUUCGGUACCGAGUCUGGAUUAUAUUUCACAACUACUACGUCUUGCCUUAUCGUACCAUUUCUCACUCGAUUGGAUAAGCUCGUUCUUGCUCACGCUGUCUUAAAUUAUGCAUUCCUUGUGUAUAUCAUAUUUGCUGUGGAUCAUACUGCGCUGGGGAUCGUGACGUGAAAGGACCAGCCUCGAAAUUUAACACUAGGACUUAUCUAGCUC